Messenger RNA from Actinia tenebrosa (Australian red waratah sea anemone), 3519 nucleotides. Its product is annotated as protein Wnt-4. Lineage: Eukaryota; Metazoa; Cnidaria; Anthozoa; Actiniaria; Actiniidae. Gene Ontology annotation, biological process: cell fate commitment; canonical Wnt signaling pathway; multicellular organism development. Gene Ontology annotation, molecular function: cytokine activity; frizzled binding. The record is from RefSeq and is a predicted model, not a curated record. Gene Ontology annotation, cellular component: extracellular region.
CCACACCGGAAACGACCAAAAAUAACGUCAAAACCAAGCCUAGAAAAUGAAUUUUGAAGACAACCGAGGGGUAAAAAUAUAAUCGUGGAUGAAGACUACAAAGAAAAAUGCUCUUGACCAGAUAGAGCAAAAUCGAUUAAAGAGACGCCCUACUAGGAUCGCUUUUGAAUAUCCUUAAAUAUUUCCGGUGUAUAGGAAGAGAGGCACAUUUGGGUGCGGGGUUCAUUACUUUGUCUCGCUCAACAGGAGUUUUUCUCGUGAACUUAAGACGAAUUUACUUUGAUUGAGUUUUAAGACGCUCCCUUGCAACGAACAUCAUGAAAUCUUCAUGGAUCUUUAGUUUCCAAUCUGCUCAUGGGCGUGGCAAUUAUGGAUCGCGAUAGCACCUAGAAACAAUUCUAUACGAAGGAGACAAAAAAUCCUUGAAAAGUUUGCUUUAUUGGAAUUUUUAAAGCUGAUUUUGUACCAUUAUUUUUAUCGAAAAGAAACAGUUUCUACGCCUAUGCAAUGGUUAUUACCGUUUCCUCUUUCCGCACCUUACAAAAAAUGAAUGUAAUUUGGUGUUGGCAUUGUAAUCUAUCCCAUCUGACAAAGAUAUUCUUUCGCUUCAUAUCGAUUGGCACUGCUCUCAUUAAGGUAAUCACUAUAAGCUCCUGGGCGGACAACUGAGGUAAAAAGUGAAUUCUCGCAGGAAGGGCCUCAAACUUUGUCACAAGGGAGUUCUGAAGAGAUCCCUAUUGAGCUUCUGCUGCUGUACCGUCGUCCAUACUCGUCUCUUCUCCAAGGAAUAAAGCUUGAAGUAUUGUGUAACCCCGAAGCAAGCAGAAUAUAGUGCGUCAACGAUAUAAGAAGUCUUCAACAACUUCAAAUAGCUGGACCACGCAAAAAGAUCAUCGUAAAUUCAAGAAGUUGGUCGAAGAAUAACCGUGUUUUAAGAUGUCAAGCGUAGCCUCCCAAGCAGCAAUAAUACUUUUACUAGAAAUGUGUCUUACAACUUAUGUCUUCUCAAGUCAGUGGCUAUCGCUCGCCUUGACUGGCUCAAGCCCAUCUCGUUUCAAAUCAAAGAAAAACUGCGAUGAAAUUGGUCAACUACUCAAUCACAAGCAAGUCCAAGUCUGCAAGAAAAACGUUGAUGUGAUGGACAGUGUGAAGAAUGGAGCCAGCGUAGCUCUUCUUGAAUGUCAACAUCAGUUUCGAUAUCGUCCUUGGAACUGCACGACUGUUCAGUUUAGCAAAUCUCCUGUUUUUGGAAAUUCUGUAAAUGGAGGCACAAGAGAAGCCGCAUUUGUUCACGCGAUAUCAUCAGCAGGAGUUGCCUAUUCCGUGACACAAGCCUGCAGUGCAGGACGGUUAGGCAAGAAAUGCGGCUGUGACAAAAAAUACCGUGGACAGUCCUCUCAGGGAUGGAAAUGGGCUGGCUGCAGCGAUGACAUUGAUUUUGGAAUCAAUUUUUCUUCGCGUUUUGUGGACGCUCGUGAAAGAGGCAGAGGAAUUGGAACGCCAGCGCGCGUAAAGAUGAACUUGCAUAAUAAUAUGGCAGGGCGUUUGGCCAUAAAGAAGUUUAUGAAGCUGCAAUGCAAGUGCCAUGGAGUAUCAGGCUCCUGCAACAUCAAAACUUGCUGGAGAGACUUGCCCGAGUUUACUUUGGUUGGAGACCACAUUAAAGAAAAAUUUGACGGCGCUACGGAAGUCGAGCUCAAACUUAUCGGGGGCAAACAUGUACUUCUCCCGCAGGAUAAUAAGUUUAAGCCCCAUACUAAGCUAGACCUCGUCUAUUUGGUCCCUUCGCCGAAUUUCUGCGAUCCAGAUACGAGUACAGGUUCGUUAGGGACUCAUGGACGCCUGUGCAAUAGAACAUCUCAGGCCAUUGAUGGAUGUGACCUGAUGUGCUGUAGACGCGGAUUUAUAACGACCACAGAAAUAAAAAAAGAACGGUGCAACUGUAAAUUUUACUGGUGCUGUAAGGUUAAGUGUCAAGAAUGUCGAAAGACUGUUGAAGUCAAUUACUGCAAAUAGUCACCAGAAUCAACAGAAGAGCAGAUAUUGUAAAUAGUUGGACUUCAAUAAUGCGUACAGCCAAUCGGAGAUGCAUGUCGACUAUCCAUAGACGUGGAUAUACUGUAUAGCCCAAAGAAAAGUAGGGAAUUGUUGGGUUUCAAGCAUUCCCAAGAGAGUCAGUUACAAAAGACAAAAAUAUGGCGGCCAUCUUUGUGCGGUUAAAGGGGGACUAGCACGAAAAUCUUCCAAAAUAAAUAAAUUAAUUCGGCUGAAACUUCAAUGGAAUAAUCUUUAAGGGUUUAAUAAUCACUGGUUAAAGUUUUUUCUUUAUAUUCCAAUGGGAAGUGUUAUAUUUUUACGAAUUUCUAUAGGUGUCUGUGACGUCAUACACUCAACACUUAACACUGCUCCAUACAUUUCUUUGUAAAUAACUUCAUGUUGUACUUUAAUUCUAUUAAGCCCAAAGGUUCGCUGAGGGACUUAACGUACAUAACUUGUGGUUAAAAUCAUUUUAUGCUAUCUUUUCUCCAAUACUGAGUAUAAAACUAGAAGAUAUUUUGAUUACAAAAUACAAAGAAAAUGUAUGGAGCGAUGUUUAGUUUUGAGUGUAUGACGUCACAUGCUCAAUAAAAAUUCGCAAAAAUAUAAUACUUCCCAUCCAAAUAUCAGGGGGGAAAAAUAACCAGUGAUUAUUAGACCUGUAAGGGUUAGUCCAUUAACGUUUCAGCUGAAUUAAAAUUCGGACGAAUGAGAAUGAGAAAUCGUUUGUGAAAGGGCACCAGCAUGGCUUGAUGUAACGUACAAUCGAAGAAUUGUAAUCCAGUAGCCGAAAUAUCAAAACUCGAAUAAUCUACGUAUUUUAGUUUACUAAGUGUGUAACGUUGACAAACGCUAUAUAUCUCUAUUGGACAUUGCAUUUUUAUUUUCCACUCUGAGUGAAAAAUUGUUUUCCCAAAGUUAUACGAGAAAAAUAUCUCUAUACCUAGCUACUCUGUAUGGUUCUAAAAUCACCGUAUCUCGCUGUAACUUGCCCUUCACUGACAGUGUCAAAAUCGGGAAUUAAUCUUUGAUUAACUCGCUUUGAAUCGUGCGCGGCGCAAAGCCGAACUGACUCAAAUGUUCCAUAGCUUAUCUUAAUUUGCGUUUUUAAAAAGAGAGGGUUCUGUUGAACUCGGCGUUGCCUUGCCUGGCUGCAAAAUGGACGUCGUUAGCUUGAACGUAAUGUUUUCCCAUUUCUUUUUUGUUUGAGUUGUAUAUCCAUAUUCAUGUGUCUUCUCAUGCGCUACCGUUAAACAAAGAAAUAAUACUCUAGUGAAUGACGCGUGGUCUGAAAUGGGGAACAUUACACCCGAGCUCAUUAAAACUAUAAUAUAUCCUAAAGUCGUACAUUUUCCAGAGCUCAUUAGCUUCGUUUUCUUUUCCAAGCGGUGGGACUGAAAGAGCUCGGGUGGAAGAUUGGCUUAGAAAGUUUCUUUCAACACUUUUGUCUCCAGAUUAAAGACAAACAUCUAUUCAAAGAAA